Periophthalmus magnuspinnatus is the source of this 2093-nucleotide messenger RNA. RefSeq names its product polymerase (DNA directed), epsilon 3 (p17 subunit) (gene pole3). Lineage: Eukaryota; Metazoa; Chordata; Actinopteri; Gobiiformes; Gobiidae. Gene Ontology annotation, molecular function: chromatin DNA binding; protein heterodimerization activity. Gene Ontology annotation, cellular component: CHRAC; epsilon DNA polymerase complex. Bases 354 to 794 code for a protein of 146 amino acids. The record is from RefSeq and is a predicted model, not a curated record. Gene Ontology annotation, biological process: leading strand elongation; heterochromatin formation; DNA damage response. The transcript has 4 exons.
CGGAAGUUGAAAGUUAAGAACUCGUGGUUGGAAGCUUCGCGGGAAAUCUCUCAAAACAAAAGUGCGUCUGAUCGGUUCCUGAACAAGUCAAAACUGUUUUGCAACCUUAUAAUAGACCACGCAGAUGUAACCGAGCAAUACGAGCACAAUUUCUGACUAUUUAUACAUUUAUUUUACUUGAAAACGACACAUUGAAGGCAUUUUGUUGCAGCCUGUUGCGUUAGCUAAAGAGGCUAACAGCGCUGUGUCCCGUCUUGGAUCCGUGGUUAUCUGCUAGCGGCUGUCUGCAGAGUGUCUACUCGCUUCUGGUGUCUCGGUCUCCGGCCUAAACGUAAGGAUUUACCUGUGUGAGGAUGGCGGAGAGACCAGAAGAUUUAAACCUACCCAACGCGGUCAUUACUCGGAUUAUUAAAGAAGCGCUCCCCGAUGGAGUGAAUGUGUCGAAAGAAGCCAGAAGAGCCAUUUCUCAGGCGGCCAGUGUCUUUGUACUCUACGCCACUUCCUGUGCCAAUAACUUUGCAAUGAAGGCCAAGAGGAAAACCCUGAACGCGGGGGAUGUGAUGGCUGCAAUGGAGGAGAUGGAGUUUGAAAGGUUUCUGGAGCCCCUCAAAGAAGCUCUAGAAGUGUAUAAAAAGGGCCAGAAAGGGAAGAAGGAGGUGUCGGAGCAGAAACGAAAGGACAAAGAAAAGAAACAGGACUCUGAAAAUGACAGGAGCAGAGAAGAGGAGGAGGAGGAGGAAGAGGAGAGGAUGGAGGAGGAGCCCGAGGCAGAGGAGGACGAAGCUGAGAACUGAAAUUAACUAUUGCAAAUAUGCACUCAAAAACUACAUGGCUUGAUUUCACAUUUGCAACCUUAGUUUGACUACUUUUAUCUAGUUUGUUAGAUUGUUUUAAGGUGCACUUUGUAACUUUUCAGGUAGAGGGUCAGCCACCUGCCUGUCGCUAUGGAGGAUAUUGACUGGAAUGUUUCACGCUAAGACUUUUAUUGUGCCAGUAGGGAAAUUUGUCCUCUGCAUUUGACCCAUCCUUCAAUGCUGCUGGGAUCUUGAGCUAGGCUUGGUCAGUACUAGGUAUUGUGGUAUCAUCUGUUCUUUUCAUGGAUAUAUGCAAGUUUGAUGCCAUAAUGUGGACAAUUCCAGGACAAGCAACAACACCUCCAUGAGGACAAACAGGUGGCAGACCUCCAUCAGAAAAGUGACAGUGCAUCUUUUUCAAGUAAUGUUCUAACUAAUCUUGAUGUUACGUUUUGCAGUGUAAUGGACUUUUUAUACUGGAAAUGAUCUGAGGUCUUCCUAAACAUUCUGUGGUUCUGAGCCGAAAAUCAACGAAGACCUGCACUUCACAUUUUGAUAAACUUGUUCCUACAAAUUAAACAAAAAGCUGAACACGCCUACCUAAAGUGAUAAUAAGUAAUAACUGUUAUUUUUACACUAUCUGACAUUGCUAUAGAUCUGGGUCUGAUUAUUAAAAAGUCCGAAAAGCACAAUGAAAUUCAGCUGAAAUUUAAAUUUCUUUGUAAAGGCCACUCAAUACUGAUUUUAGUUUUAGUAUUCAAGCUAAUUUUUGUUCAUACAGUUAUCACAAUCUUAAAGUAAAAGGACAGAAAAUUUGACAACUGGGUAUGUGUCAUGUUGGAUAUUUAUACAUUUGUAAACCAAUAAAAUACAUUUUGUAUUUAAAAUGUCUUUAAGAUGCGUAUUGUAAAUGUACAGCAGUUUGCUCCCUCAAUCAUUUUUGAAACCAGAUUUUAACUCGAAACAAAAGAGCAUUGCCAACAUAAGGGAACUGCCUUAUCUAGAGGAUUUUUUUUUCUACUGUGCAGAGGGGUUUGCCUGGGAUCCAGAACACAUUUCACUAAUCUACGACAAUGUGAGUCUGAUCACUGGUGAAUCUCGACGUUUUCAAAUGUGUGAUUAACAGAUGAAUUAACCAAUCAGGGACAAGCAUAGUGGGUCUGUAUUGGAAAAUAUACUGCAUUUACUGGUAGUUACUUAUUGGAGUAACUUUUUGAAGAAUUUGUACUUUUCCUCCUAAUUGAGUAUAUAUAUAUAUUUUUUUAAAGUGCUCUUACUUGAGUAAAGGUGAUUACUGUU